AUGAAUGUUUUGGUAUACUCAGGUCCUGGGACAACCACCGAGAGUGUCAAGCAUUGCCUUGAAUCGUUGAGACUUCAUUUGUCCAAGUAUUAUGCUGUGCUUCCGGUCAGUGACACUGUAUUACUUACUGAACCAUGGAUGAGAAAGACAUCAAUGUUGGUGAUCCCUGGUGGAGCUGAUUUGCCAUACUGUCAACUAUUGAAUGGAGAGGGAAACAGAAGAAUUAAAAAGUACGUCAAAGAUGGCGGUAAAUUUAUGGGAUUUUGUGCUGGUGGAUAUUACUCUGCAGAAAGGUGUGAAUUUGAUGUUGGAGGACCAUUGGAAGUGUCUGGUUCUAGAGAGCUUGCUUUUUAUCCAGGAACAUGCAGAGGCUGUGCAUUUAAAGGGUUUAAAUACGAGCUGCAUUUGGGUGCAAGGGCAUCAAAGCUUCUGGUCAACACUCAUUGGUUAACUCGUGCUCCGGAACAGGUGUACACAUAUUACAACGGUGGAGGCAUCUUUCUUGAUAGUUCAAAGUUCAAAGACGUCGAAGUAUUAGCAAGGUACGAUGAAAAAACCGACAUUGAUGAUCAAGAUCAAGCUGCUAUCAUUUACAGAAAGAUUGGAAAAGGUGGUGUUAUCUUGACAGGACCACACCCAGAGUUCUCACCUAGGUUAUUCAAAGACGUUGAAAAGGAGUUUGAGCAUGUUGUGGACCAACUUAAACUGCAUGACAAGGACAGAAGAGCUUUUAUGAGAGAGUUAUUGAGAAAGCUUGAUCUUCGAGUGAGUGAAGACAUUGAAGAUACCACUCCCAAGGUAACGCCUAUGUACAUUGCAUCUCCGUUUUCAGGAAAAGUUCACAACUUGCUCACUACACUUCACGAGAGCUUGGAAGUGGAAAAUGGAGUAUUCAAAGAUGACAAUGAUUCAUUUAUCUUUCAAGAUGAAUCGCAUCCACAGAAUCACGAUAGUGAGCCCCAAGAAGAGGAUGACCCUACAAAAGGAAUCAAGCACAUAAAUUUCAUCACAUCGGGCAACAUUCCUACCGGCAAAAUGACUCCUUAUUUCAAUUUGCAAAAAUAUUUUGAUAGUCUUCGCAAAUUGUCGAAGGAUACCGUUACAGAAUUUGGCAGUGUACUUGGGUAUUGCGAAGUAAUCACGUCCACCAACACUAUUCUUGAAAAAAAUCCACAUUGGUUGCAAUAUCUUCCCAAUGGAUUUACAUUAACUGCAUCGACUCAAAUAUCGGGUCGAGGUCGCGGCGGUAAUGUCUGGAUCAAUCCGCGAGGUGUACUAGCUACAUCCAUCUUGUUCAAAAUACCAAAAUCUGAACUGGCUUCCUCGUCUGUUGUAACGUUGCAAUAUCUAUGUGGCUUGGCUCUUAUUGAGGCGAUAUUGGGCUAUGGAAGUACAGUUUCUGGAGAAGGUGUUGGCUACGAGGAUAUGCCAGUGCGUCUCAAGUGGCCCAAUGAUAUUUUCACAUUGAAGCCAGAGUACUUUGAUGACUUGAAGCAAAAAGAGGACACCACCACAGUCGAUGGCAAUGACGAAAAAUACGUGAAAAUUUCAGGUGCGUUGAUCAACUCACAGUUCAUCGAUGGCCAGUUCAAUUUGGUUUGGGGCGGAGGAGUUAAUGUUUCCAAUGAUGCCCCUACCACAUCUUUGAACUUGGUAUUGCAAAAACUCAAUGACCUUAGAAGGAGCGAAGGGCAACCAGCAUUACGCCCAUAUGAACCUGAGAUAUUAUUAGCAAAGCUUGUAUUCACCAUUGAUCAGUUUUACUCGGUUUUUAAAAAGUCUGGAUUACGUCCAUUCUUACCAUUAUACUACAAGAGAUGGUUCCACUCCGAUCAAAGAGUCGUUGUUUCCGGUGACCAUGGCAAGUCAAGAACUUGCACCAUCAAGGGUAUAACACCAGAAUACGGCUUGCUUAUUGCUGAAGAUGAAAAUAAUCAUGAGAUCUUGCACUUGCAACCUGAUGGAAACUCAUUUGACAUUUUUAAGGGUCUAGUGUAUAAAAAGAGUACAUAG
Lodderomyces parapsilosis is the source of this 2013-nucleotide messenger RNA. Its product is annotated as biotin--[acetyl-CoA-carboxylase] ligase. Gene Ontology annotation, cellular component: cytoplasm. NCBI's taxonomy places the organism in Eukaryota, Fungi, Ascomycota, Pichiomycetes, Serinales, Debaryomycetaceae. The transcript has a single exon. The record is from RefSeq and is a predicted model, not a curated record. Bases 1 to 2013 code for a protein of 670 amino acids. Gene Ontology annotation, biological process: protein modification process. Gene Ontology annotation, molecular function: biotin--[biotin carboxyl-carrier protein] ligase activity.